Molecule: messenger RNA, 1048 nt
Organism: Pseudophryne corroboree (corroboree frog)
Lineage: Eukaryota; Metazoa; Chordata; Amphibia; Anura; Myobatrachidae
Product: olfactory receptor 10A5-like
Exons: 1
Coding region: 17-943 (308 amino acids)
Biological process (GO): G protein-coupled receptor signaling pathway
Cellular component (GO): membrane
Molecular function (GO): G protein-coupled receptor activity; olfactory receptor activity
Source: RefSeq, a predicted model, not a curated record
UAUUUUGUGUAUUGAAAUGGAAGAUGGUAAUAUGACUGUGGUGAAAGAAUUUAUCCUUUUGGCUUUUCCAAAUCUCCACCAGUUCUGGCUAAUACUGUUUGUUCUUGUCCUACUUAUGUACACCACAUGUGUCUUUGGAAACAUGACUAUAAUUUUCCUAAUUAAGUGGAACGCUUCUCUUCAUACACCAAUGUACUUGUAUAUCAGUAGUUUUGCUUUUUUAGAAAUUAUAUUUGUUUCUGUUAUUGUACCAAACUUUUUACAUAUUCUCGCUGCAGGACAAAACAGGAUAUCAUUUGUUGGCUGUAUUACACAACAGUAUUUUGGCAAUUCAAUGGGAGUAGUGGAAUGUUAUCUCCUGACAGUUAUGGCAUUUGAUCGAGACUUGGCUAUUAACAGUCCACUUCAUUAUUUUAUAAUUAUGAGCAAACUAAAAACUAAACUCGCAGUAGGUCCAUGGAUUGCCGGCUUUGCCAUUGCUUCUAUCCCCACCGUAUUCACGUCUCGCCUAACAUUUUGUGGCCGUAAUGAGCUUGACCAUUUUUUUUGUGAUAUGACACCUCUUCAGAAUUUGGCUUGCUCUGGUUCCUUUAUCGGUAGGGCAGUUACAAAUUCAGCAGCCAUUUUUGCUGUAAUGUUCCCUUUCAUCAUGAUUAUAGGGUUCUACGUGCACAUCAUAGUCACUAUCUCAAAAAUUAAAAGUACAGAGGGCAAACACAAAGCUUUCUCCACCUGCUCUUCCCAUCUCAUUGUAGCCAGUCUGUUCUUUGGUACAUCCCUUAUUGUGUAUGCCGGACCUAAUGGCAGUCAGUAUGAUAAAUAUCUUGCUUUUAUAUACACAAUAGUCACACCAUUGUUAAAUCCAUUUAUUUAUGCACUUAGAAACACGGAUAUGAAAAGUGCAUUCUUCAAAUCAUUUAGCUACAUAAAUCUAAUUAUUUAAAAAAAACAAAUAAAGAUGCCACAUGAAAUAGCUAUGCUGAGAAAUUACAAAGUUUUGCUCAGAACAGUAGCUCCAAAUUCAUUACCGUGUCGACACGGGUCAGUG